UUCCAAAAGAAGCCGUUGAUCCCAAGGCUGAAAAGAACCACCGCUCUAAGGCCGUUGGGCGGGACAGCUGGGAGGCUGGCUUCUCUGGAAUGGGGCCAGCCCCACCGGCCUGGUGAAUUUCCAAAGGAUGUGACUUGCAGAGUGUCCCCAGGUUUCUAACUCCCUGUUCGCAGGCUCCGGCCUGGGCGAAUGUGGCCAGCCGCUGGGCACUGGGCUGCAUCGGGCCACCUGCACUGGGGGAAAUGGACCCAGCUGGGGCUGCCUCUGCCUUUGCUGAUAACCAGCCUGAUUCUGCGUGCCCUGGAGGAGAAGAUCCCAGCAUGCCUUCCGAGACACCCCAAGCAGAAACGGGGUCCGAAGGGUGCCCCCACCUCUCAGGGGCACACCUAGGGAAAGGGAGCCUGGAGAAGGGACCUCCGGGGGACAAGGAAGCCAAGGAGCGCCUGUGGAUCCGUCCCGAUGCCCCAAGCAAGUGUUCCUGGCAGCUGGGCAGGCCGGUCACUGACUCCCCUCAUCACCACACUGUCUUGACCAAAUCCCCCCAAAUCUUGCCCGACAUCCUGAAGAAAAUCGGGGACACCCCCAUGGUGAGAAUCAAUAAGAUCGGAAAGAAAUUUGGCCUCAAGUGCGAGCUCUUGGCCAAGUGUGAGUUCUUCAACGCGGGCGGGAGCGUGAAGGACCGUAUCAGCCUGCGCAUGAUUGAGGACGCCGAGCGGGCCGGGACCCUGAAGCCCGGGGACACCAUCAUUGAGCCGACGUCCGGGAACACAGGGAUCGGGCUGGCCCUGGCUGCCGCCGUGAAGGGUUACCGCUGCGUCAUCGUGAUGCCGGAGAAGAUGAGCACGGAGAAGGUGGAUGUGUUGCGGGCCCUGGGGGCCGAGAUUGUGAGGACGCCCACCACGGCCAGAUUUGACUCCCCGGAGUCCCACGUGGGGGUGGCCUGGAGGCUACGGAACGAGAUCCCCAAUUCUCACAUCCUGGACCAGUACCGCAACGCCAGCAACCCCCUCGCUCACUACGACACCACCGCCGAGGAGAUCCUGCAGCAGUGUGACGGGAAGUUGGACAUGUUGGUGGCUUCGGCGGGCACGGGUGGCACCAUCACGGGCGUCGCCAGGAAGCUGAAGGAGAAAUGCCCAGGGUGCAAAAUCAUCGGGGUGGAUCCCGAGGGUUCCAUCCUCGCAGAGCCCGAGGAGCUGAACCAGUCGGAGCAGACGGUCUACGAGGUGGAAGGGAUCGGCUACGACUUCAUCCCCACGGUGCUGGACCGGACGGUGGUGGACAAGUGGUUCAAGAGCAACGAUGAGGAGGCCUUUGCCUUCGCCCGGAUGCUGAUUGCACAGGAGGGGCUGCUGUGCGGUGGCAGCGCCGGCAGCGCCAUGUCGGUGGCCGUGAAGGCUGCCCGGGAGCUGCAGGAGGGCCAGCGCUGCGUGGUGAUUCUGCCGGACUCGGUGCGCAACUACAUGUCCAAAUUCCUGAGUGACAAAUGGAUGAUGCAGAAGGGCUUCCUGAAGGAGGAGGACUUCACCGUGACAAAGCCGUGGUGGUGGCACCUGCGAGUUCAGGAGCUGAGCCUGUCGGCCCCGCUGACGGUGCUGCCCACGGUCACCUGCGAGCACACCAUCGAGAUCCUCCGCGAGAAGGGCUUCGACCAGGUGCCCGUGGUCGACGAAUCAGGGGUGAUCCUGGGGAUGGUGACCCUGGGGAACAUGCUGUCGUCCCUGCUCGCUGGGAAGGUUCAGCCGUCAGACCAAGUUCGAAAAGUCCUCUAUAAGCAGUUCAAACAGAUCCGGCUGACGGACCCGCUGGGCAAGCUGUCGCACAUCCUGGAAAUGGACCACUUCGCCCUGGUGGUUCACGAGCAGAUCCAGUCGCGGGACCUGGCCUUGACGGGCGUGGUGGGGGGGCCCUCAGACCACAGCAACGGCAAGUCCAGUCAGAGGCAGACGGUGUUCGGGGUCGUCACUGCCAUCGACUUGCUGAACUUCGUGGCCACUCGGGAGCGCGACCGGAAGACCAAGUCAGGAAGCACCUCGGAGCCCAGACCUGCGGGGGCCACGGUACAGCUCUGACCGUGCCCACGCCUCGCCGGGGUCCGUGCUCUACCGUUUGUAAACACAGAAUCCACACGCGUGAUUUGUAACUGCCUGACGCUGGGCGUUGUUGUCAGGAGCGGGUAGCAAGCAGCGGGUGUAGGAUGCUUAGCCUGGGGCCAGUGUGGACGCUAGCUUCCCUUUUACUAACACCUGGCCGCCUCGGUGAAUCCGCGUACGGUUUAUUGGAGUAGAUGUGUGUUUCUUUCCCUUUCUUCUAAAACGGCUCAGCAAGAAAAUCUUAUCAAACAGGAUACAGCCAGGUGGGUGAGCCCUCGUGGCAAAUGACCAGAGCAGGGUGG
Messenger RNA from Herpailurus yagouaroundi (jaguarundi), 2395 nucleotides. RefSeq names its product cystathionine beta-synthase (gene CBS). The record is from RefSeq and is a predicted model, not a curated record. The transcript has 17 exons. The coding region runs from base 243 to 2072 and encodes 609 amino acids. Gene Ontology annotation, molecular function: cystathionine beta-synthase activity. NCBI's taxonomy places the organism in Eukaryota, Metazoa, Chordata, Mammalia, Carnivora, Felidae. Gene Ontology annotation, cellular component: cytoplasm.